AUGCCAUGUUGCUUUCGCUCUUUGUCCAUUCUGUGCAGCUUGCGUAUCCGCGGAAGCCACUUGCUUGCAGGUGCAUCGAUCUCACGACAAUCUAGGGCCUCGCGCGUGCAAAAAUCAUGGAUUGUGGGUGACGGUGCGGAUGGUGCCAUUGUUGUGCACGAUGCUGUACAAGCGGGAGUGCAGGAACAAGAGGCGAUGAGCAUCGUCAAAUGCACAACGCGAUUUGCCACAAUCAUGUGCGUCAUCAUUGCGAUUGUCAAAGUGUCCGUCUAUUUGGCUUCUGGGGCUGAAGUGGUCAGGACGUCUGCGUUGGAUUCGCUGGGUGAUCUGAUGGCAAACAUGAUUACGCUUUACACCGGCUAUCGCAUGACAAAUGUGGACCUGAAGAAGUAUCCCGUCGGGCAGAAGAAGUUUCAAAGCAUCGGCUGCCUUGUCUUCAGCACGUUGAUGUUCGCCUUGAUGUUUGGAAACGCGUUGGGGAAUCUGGAGAGCCUCAUCGAAAGCAAAGAUGAUAUUGGCUACAUGGCAAUAACGCGGUUUUUCCAGCAGACGGGCUCGAUCACGGACUUCAGCCGGUGGCAUCGUGAUCUCAAGUGCGAUGCCGAGGGCGAGUGUCAAUGGCAAGAAGCAGCUGACAGUGCUGAAAAGAUAGCGAAUCCGCUGAAGAAGUAUUUUGACGCCCAUGGCGACCCUGCCGAGAAAGCGGUGUAUGCACAAGAGCCAGAUGAAUUGACAAGAGGAGAGAUCGUGCAACAAAUUGCCGACUACGAGAAUGAAGCCGAAAAGUGGCAAGAGCUGAAGACGCAGAACCUCUUCCUUGGCCUCUGUGCAUCAUACAAGUUCUGCCUAUGGAUGUACUGCAUUCUGUAUGCCAUUCCCAAGAGUGGCUCUUCGGUUCUGGUUGCGUUGGCCACCGACAAGAGAAACGACUUCUUCUGCACAAGCUUCGUAAUUGCCGCCACCUUCAUCGCUGCUGGCUUUCCGCAAUUCACUGGCAAGUUCAUUGCUGAUGAGAAAGUUGACCCGCUGGUGUCGCUGCUGCUAUCUUUUUUCAUCAUGUACACAUGGUCAGAGCUGAUGAUGGAGCACAUGACGCUGCUCAGCGAGCAGGUUGCAAACGAAGAGUUUUGCGACGGCGUCCGCAAAGAGGUGUUUGAUGUUGUCAAGGGCUCGCCCUGUUCAGUGGCCGGUGAAGAUAUCAAGGUGUACAUGUCGGGCAUGGGCCACACAAUAGAGGUGACCCUGACUAUCAAUGAGGGCAGCACGAACUUUGCAGCUGUGGGCGAUCUGAUGCAGAAGCUCAGGAACCGGCUGAGACCGCUGGAAGAUGUGGAUCGGGUUCUCAUCAUGACAGCGCCGACAUAUGCCUCUGCUUGA
Symbiodinium natans is the source of this 1377-nucleotide messenger RNA. The record is from the annotation of a GenBank genome assembly. Lineage: Eukaryota; Dinophyceae; Suessiales; Symbiodiniaceae.